GAGGGGAAAUAGACCUUUUUUUUUCUUUUAAUUUUAUUUUAAUUUAAUAUAUUAUAAUAAUAUUUUAAUGUGUUGAUAGAUAGCAUCUCAUUGUCAUGCCUAACACGUCACUUUUAUGUUUCCAUGGAAAUUUUGCUCUACCUAUCAGUGCUCCAAACAUGGUUUUGAAAUGGCUUUAUUCUCAGGAGACUCACAAAUCCUUUUUCAGCUAUCUACAAUCCUUGUAUAUUAAAGAAGAUAAUCAUCCUUCAGUAGUUUGCUAUUGUUAUUCAGGUAUAAAGUUUGGAAUCAUUUGAUGGGUUUUGACAUGGAGAAGAGUAUAUAUACUUUUCUUACUGUGCACCGAUGGGAGUCACUGAACUGUAUGAAAUAUAGGUUGGCUUCCCUCAGGCCUGUCCAUGGAAGGUUGGCUCUGAAAUUUCUCAAUUGGGUCAUAAGGCAACCUAAUUUAGAGCUCAAUCACAUCACUCAUAUAAUCUGCACUACUACCCAUAUACUUGUUAGAGCUAGAAUGUACAACUUUGCCAAAACAACCUUGAAGCAUCUGGUACAACUGCCCAUUGGUUUGAACUCUGUUUUUGGUGCUUUGAUGGAGACAUACCCCAUUUGCAACUCAAACCCGGCUGUUUUUGACCUCCUGAUUAGAGUUUGUUUGAGAGACAAGAUGGUUGGAGAUGCUGUGCAGACUUUCUACUUGAUGGGCUUUCGGGGAUUGAAGCCAUCUGUAUAUACUUGUAACAUGGUGUUAGGUUCCCUUGUGAAGGAGCAGAAAGUUGAGCUGUUUUGGUCUUUUUUCAAAGGAAUGCUUGCUGAGAGGAUUUGCCCUGAUGUUGCUACAUUCAACAUAUUGUUAAAUGCUUUGUGCAAACAAGGGAGGUUUAAAAAUGCUGGCUUCCUCUUGAGGAAAAUGGAAGAAGGUGGUAUUUUUCCAACUGCAGUCACUUACAAUACUUUGCUUAAUUGGUAUUGCAAAAAAGGAAGGUAUAAAGCAGCAUUUGAGCUGAUCGACUGCAUGACAUCUAAGGGUAUUGCAGCAGAUGUUUGUACAUAUAAUGUGUUGAUAGAUAAUUUGUGCAGGGAAAGAAGGAGUGCAAAAGCUUAUUUAUUAUUGAAAAGGAUGAGAAAGAAUAUAGUGUAUCCUAAUGAGAUAACUUAUAAUACUCUUAUUAAUGGAUUUGUUAAGGAGGGGAAGAUUGGAGUUGCUACAAAAGUUUUUGAUGAGAUGUCAUUGUUUAAUUUGUUACCCAACAGUAUCACUUACAAUAUUUUGGUUGUUGGGCACUGUAGCAUGGGCCAUAUUGGGGAAGCAUUGAGACUAAUGGAUGUAAUGGUUUCACAUGGUUUGAGACCUAAUGAAGUGACAUAUGGAGCUCUUUUAAAUGGGCUAUCGAAGCAUGCUGAAUUUGGAUUGAUUCCCAGUAUUCUUGAGAGAAUGAGGAUGGAUGGGGUGAGAAUUGGUCAUAUUAGUUAUACAGCAAUGAUUGAUGGAUUAUGUAAGAAUGGCCAGCUUGAAGAAGCUGUGAAGUUGUUUGAUGAUAUGUUAAAGAAUUCUGUCAAUCCUGAUGUUGUUACAUUUUCAGUGCUCAUAAAUGGAUUUUUCAGGGUGGGGAAGAUAAAUAAUGCAAAGGAGAUUAUGUGUAAAAUGUACAAGACUGGGCUUGUGUCAAAUAGAAUUUUGUAUUCAACGUUAAUCUACAAUUAUUGCAAGAUGGGCUACUUAAAAGAGGCAUUAAAUGCUUAUGCAAUUAUGAAUCAUAGCGGUCACGUCACUGAUCACUUUACAUGUAAUGUGUUGGUUGCCGCUUUUUGUAGAUGUGGGAGACUUGAAGAGGCUGAGUAUUUUAUGGAUCACAUGAGCAGGAUGGGUCUUGAUCCUAACUCUGUUACUUUUGAUUGCAUUAUAAAUAGUUUUGGAAAUUCUGGUGAUGCAUUAAAAGCAUUUUCUAUGUUUGAUAAAAUGAAUAGCUUAGGCCAUUUCCCAAGUCAAUUCACGUAUGGGGGUUUAUUGAAAGGACUUUGCAUUGGUGGACAUAUUAAUGAAGCUCGAAAACUCUUGCAUAGAUUCCGAUGCAUUCCUAAUGCUAUCGAUAUUGUUAUCUUCAACACAAUACUUACUUGUACAUGUAGAUCAGGAAAUUUAUCCGAUGCAGUUGCCCUUAUUAAUGAGAUGAUUGCCAAUGAUUUUAUGCCUGACAAUUUUACAUAUACUAACCUUAUUGCGGGGCUAUGCAAAAAAGGUAAAAUAGUUGCUGCACUCCUUUUGUCAGGAAAGGCAAUUGAAAAAGGAUUAUUAUCCCCAAAUCCUGCUGUGUACACUAGUUUAGUUGAUGGUCUUCUUAAGGAAGGACAUUCUAGAGCUGCUUUGUAUAUUUUUGAAGAAAUGUUGAACAAAGGGGUGGACCCUGAUACUAUUGCAUUCAAUGUGUUUAUGGAUCGAUACUCAAGGAAGGGGAAAAUGUCUAAGGUUGAUGAUAUCCUUUCAACCAUGAGGUGUAGAAGUUUAUGCUUCAAUUUGGCUAGUUAUAAUAUCCUGCUACAUGGGUAUUCAAAGAGGCAUGCCAUGGCAAGAUGUUCUAUGUUAUAUGAAGACAUGAUCAGACAUGGUUUUGUGCCAGAUAGGUUUUCAUGUCACUCUCUUAUUCUUGGAUGUUGUAAAUCUGAAUCAUUUGAUGUUGCUAUAAAAUUUUUAAGAUGGAUAACACUGAAAGGUUUUGUAGCUGAUUGUUUUACAUUUAACAUGCUCAUUACCAAGUUUUGUGAAAGGAAUGAUAUGAAAAUGGCCUUUGAUCUGGUAAAACAAAUGAAUCUGUUUGGGGUUAUUCCUAAUGUAGAUACAUACAAUGUCCUUUUUAAUGGACUCAUUAGAACUUGGGCUUUUGAUAAAGCCCAUUGUGUUUUGCAAGCCGUGUUGGAAAGUGGUUCUGUUCCUACAAGUAAACAAUAUAUCACUUUAAUCAAUGGCAUGUGUAGAGUGGGAAACAUUAAAGGAGCAUUGAAACUGCAAGAUGAGAUGAAAACACUUGGUGUCAGCUCCCAGGAUGUUGCUAUGAGCGCCAUUGUUAGAGGGCUUGCACAUUCAAGGAAGAUUGAAAAUGCCGUAUGGGUUCUUGAUUUGAUGAUUGAGAUGAAAAUCAUUCCAACUGUUGCCACUUUCACUACUUUAAUGCACAUCUAUUGCAAAGAAGCUAAUGUUGCAAAAGCUUUAGAAUUGAGGCAUGUAAUGGAACAUUGUCAUGUAAAGCCUGAUGUUGUUGCAUACAAUGUUCUUAUAUCUGGCCUUUGUGCUAAUGGUGAUAUUGAAGCUGCUUUUAAACUUUAUGAAGAGAUGAAACAAAGAGAUCUUUGGCCUAAUACCUCUAUAUACUUAGUUCUUAUUGAUUCUUUCUGUGCUGGAAAUUAUCAUCUUGAAAGUGAAAUUCUUUUGAGUGACCUACAAGCUAGGGAACUGGUUCCUUUAAAUUUAUACAGAGGCACCAAAAGAUUGAAUGAGUUAUUGAUAAUUUCUCGGAAAAAAUUAAUUCACUUGAGGAACAAAAUGAGACGAAAGGUUGGUUGAUCACAUUGUGCUUUUUCUUCAUCCAGAAUGUGAGUUGGCAGAUGAAGCUGAGCCAACAGUUCUAUAACUCAGCCGAAAGUGAUAUUGCUGAUAUGGUCUGGAUUUUGACUGGGUCAGUUCAAUUUGCAGAGAUUUGUUCCCUCUGUUAUAAGCAGUGCAGUGUUCCUCUUGGCUAAAAGUUUUGGGAGACACCUACACCAGAAAUCUUUGUAUGCCAUGGGCUUUUAUUCAGUUCCAGUUAGUACUGGAUGAUACAUUACCUUUAUGGCUCAGAUGCAUAUAUGAUAUAACAAUACCAAUACUCCUCGUGGAAAAGCAAUCCUUCAUCUUAAGGAUUGGCAAAUACUGGGAUGUACAUUCCAAUGGGACUUGAACUUUCUUCUGUGAUUACCAGUGACUCUUCUGGUAGUUUUCAUUGGUCUGUGCAUUAUACUUAACCUGAGCUGUUUGAAAGUAUUCAAAAUUGAAGAAGUAUCACAUACUCUACUUCCUGUUUUGGCCUUCAAAAGUUCCUUUUCAUGCAGAAAGAACAUUGAUUUAUAGAGAACCGAAGCUCCUAACUUGAGAUUGGUGCAACCAUACAAAUCCUAAUGUGUCUGCCUAGGGGUAUUAUUGGUGAAGGAUUUAGGGAACUUUGGGAUGCAUGACUUGAGGUAGCAAGUGCAAAAAGGGUAUAGUAGUAGACUUAGUAGCAAAUGGUGGACCGGACUAGCGUAAUAACUAAUAAAGUAUAUUGGUAUUGAGCAUGAGUAUCUUUUCCCACUUGUGCAUUUCCAUAUGCAACUCAAAGUUACAUAUGCUUGUAGAAUGUGCAUAUUAAUUCCUGGAAUUCUUUUAUGGUAAGGCGUUGGUGCGACCACUUUUGGGCAUAAUUUGGCAAGAGCACAAAUAGGAGAUGGUAGAUAAGGUUCUUCAAGAUUUUUUCUCCAGGCUUCUGGUAUAAAGUCUUCCUUCUGGCAGAUAUAUUUGCAUCCAUUUGAUUUAUACCCAACAUGGAAAACUUCCAAAGAGAACGUUUUCUUUAUAAAUAAGACGCCGAGGGACUUGUUUUAUUUAUAAAAUACGAAUUCUAUUAAUAUAAACCUUUGUAACAGCGAAAUGCCUUUCAUUAUUUUGCUCCAUAAUUUGUGAUUUAAAACAGUUAAAUUUGACUAAUGCUGUAACAGCUUACUACCCAACACAACAGGAAACAAAAAUCUAACAAGGAAUGGUAUGCGUGAGAAAUAUUUGCUGUUCUAAUUUUUACGGUUACAAGAAAUGCAUGUCAGCCAAAUUUUAUUGCCUUGGGCAUAUAUUUCCUGUCUCAAACAAACGGAUCCGAGUGAAAAUGAGGAGGUGCAAUUCAACAAAUAAAAUCAAGUUAUAAUUGUUUUUUAAAACUUAACAAAAUGACAAUAAAAAAACUUUACAAAAAAUAAUGGAUGACCUACUUGAGGAACCAUUUCUAGCAUUUACAAGCGAAGUGCAAUUAAGUUGCUCCUUGUCUGUUGACAAGUUACUAUUCAAGUUCCUUGACUAGCGUAGCUGUAGUACCGUGACACGCCCAACCUAUAUCCUAACCAGGCUACUGGCUUCAACAGAGUCUUUGCUUCAAAAUGCUUACAUCUUUCACGUAGGGACUCUUGGCAAAGUCUAAUUUUAUGAUCCUUGGCAAAAAGAUACUAAGCAACCAUCAUAUUUCUCGCUAACAUUGUUAAAUUGGGACUUAGUGAAAUAUGUUGAAUGAGCGAGUUCCUGUUAUUAUGAUAGCUAAACGAUAAAAGGAGCACCUCGGUUUAAUUCGCAUUCUUAUUUUCUGCUGACAUAGUACAAAAUCUUCCACCCCUUUGCAUUCCAACAAGAAUGGUCUCCCUCAGGUACAAAUAAACACACAAUCACAACUCAAAGCAGCUUAACGCCAGCUUCCCUGAGAGAAUCAACAACCGCUUUAACCUUACCAUGAUACUUCUGUUCUCUCUUCAAGUGAAGAGUAACAGCAGGUAUGUCCUUAAACAAAAGGCGUUCCGCUAGUAUCUUCCCAAUCUUUGCAGCUGCCGCCACAUCUCGUCUAGUUUCCAAGCUUGAUCUCAAGGCUUUCUCUUGGGAGCUUGCGGAAGAGGCCACAGUAGCAGUUGGGGUAUGAAUCACCUGGGCACUCACAUACUUAUUGGUAAAAUGCAUCUUCAGAACAUAAGGUUUGAGAAAACUUGUAAUCCUGGAAGGCCUGACUGGAGGUGGGAUAACCAUGUCUGUUUUGAAAAAUAAUCUUUGUUAAAGUAUAUAUUUAAAUAUUUUCACUUUUCUGUGUAAUAUUUUUGGCACAUUACACAUAACUCUAGAAACUAUCAACUGUC
Abrus precatorius (Indian licorice) is the source of this 5889-nucleotide messenger RNA. Its product is annotated as pentatricopeptide repeat-containing protein At5g55840. NCBI's taxonomy places the organism in Eukaryota, Viridiplantae, Streptophyta, Magnoliopsida, Fabales, Fabaceae. Gene Ontology annotation, molecular function: protein binding. The record is from RefSeq and is a predicted model, not a curated record. The transcript has 5 exons. The coding region runs from base 296 to 3556 and encodes 1086 amino acids.